This is a messenger RNA of Lytechinus variegatus (green sea urchin), 2123 nucleotides long. Its product is annotated as MFS-type transporter SLC18B1-like. Lineage: Eukaryota; Metazoa; Echinodermata; Echinoidea; Temnopleuroida; Toxopneustidae. Bases 56 to 1591 code for a protein of 511 amino acids. Gene Ontology annotation, molecular function: transmembrane transporter activity. The transcript is spliced from 13 exons. The record is from RefSeq and is a predicted model, not a curated record. Gene Ontology annotation, biological process: transmembrane transport.
AUUGUGUGCCUUUUCCUCAUUAGGUUCCUCAGUCGAUAACAAGACCUUUUGCGAGAUGGAAGAUGAUAAAGUGAAGCUCCUGGCUGACCAAGGAGAUGAGCGAAACUCGAGAAGCAUCCAAGUUCAGGACACUGACCAUCCGUCAGGUGAUUUAGGAUCUGGAUCUGUUCCAGACGAUCCGUCGGAUGUACAUGUAAAUGGUCCCAACAGCAACCAAGCCUCCAUCAACCCAACUUCGGACCCUGAAAACGGGGAUGAUGAGGGAGAAAAGAAAUCGAAACCACUCACCUUGAAUCAGAAGCUGACAUUCGCUGGGAUUGCCUCUAUGUACCUGACGUCUAUGAUGUCCUUCUCAGUUCUGGCUCCUUUCUUUCCAAAUGAAGCAGAGAAGAAAGGUGUUACCCCAGCUGAGACAGGACUGGUGUUUGGUAUCUUCGCUCUUGUCAGUUUCAUCUCAUCUCCGUUCUGGGGAAAAUAUCUACCAGUGAUUGGAGCUAAGUUCAUGUAUCUGAGUGGGUGUUUCGUAGCAGCUGGCUGUAAUCUGUUAUUUGGGUUCUUGGUCGACAUUGACAGCAAGACCACAUUCCUAGGCUACUGUUUUGCCAUUCGUGUUGUGGAAUCCCUCGGGUCUGCAGCGACCAUUACAGCCGGCAUGUCGAUUGUCGCUAACGUCUUCCCAGAUAAUAUAGCACAGAUGAGUGGUAUGCUUGAGUUAUUCAGCGGUCUUGGGUUUGCAUGCGGUCCUCCGCUUGGCAGUUUAUUUUAUGGAAUAGGUGGUUAUAAACUCCCUUUUAUCGUGUUAGGCUGCACAGCUAUGGUCAUAUCUAUCAUUGAUAUAUUCAUUCUACCCAGUUUAAAAUCUGACAAUAAAAAGGAGGAGUCUGGGUCUGUGUUGGCAGUUCUGAAGAUCCCUGCUGUAUCGAUCGUUCUUGUUGCCUGUAUGUGGGGGAGCGCUUGUCUUGGCUUCAGUGACCCUACAUUAUCUAUCCAUCUCACUUCACCUCCACUCAACGUGCAUCCAUCCAUGGUAGGUGUCUUGUUUCUUCUGGUUGGUGGAACUUAUGGACUCUUUGCACCAUUCUGGGGCUACAUUGCCGAUAAAAAGAGAGUAACCCGUUUUAUGAUGGUCAUAGGUUUCUACAUCACUGGAAUUUCCUUCAUGCUGAUUGGUCCAAGUCCCCUUUUCAAUAUAGAAGGCAAAUUAUGGAUCAUCAUCUUAUCUCUGGCAUUACUUGGUCUUUCCAUAGGAAUAGGACUUAUGCCAGCAUUUCUUGAUCUCCUGAUAAGUGCCAAAUGGUAUGGAUUACCUGAUAAUCUUGCAACUCAAGCGAUAUUAUCUGGUCUGUUUAAUGGAGCAUUUUCUUUAGGAACAUUUGUAGGUCCGACACUUGGAGGCGCCCUUGUCAAUCAAAUGGGAUUUGAUUGGUCAUCCACGUUCUUCGCUGGAGGUUGCUUUGUGGUCGUUAUUGUUCUGUCUCUGUUUGGUGUGUGGGAAUACCAGUGCGGAAAGGGACGAAGAAAACCAAAGCAUAUGAGGAGUGAGCCAUACCCUUCCAUCACAGAAGACGCCAACCGUGUUGUAUCGGCUUGAGCUAAGGCCACUCAUGUCUACCUCCUGGAUGGCCUACUGUUAAGCCUAACUGUUAUUAUUGUAAUCAUUACAGAUUUGCCCCAAGAAAAAAAAAUCAUUCAUCUCAAUUUUGUUUUCUCAUGUGAAAUUGCUUUGUGAAAGCUCACCCACAAUCAUUCAUGACUGAACUUUCUCACGAGUCAGGCAUUUAUUUUUCUUGAAUAAAAACUCAGAUUAAUUCAUUGAAAUUGAUCAAUUCCAGUCGAUUAAGAUUAAUUUGAUAGUCCCGGGGCAGUGUUUGCGCCAUAUAUCUGUUAAAAAAACAUUCAUAGGGGCAGGCUCAUCCAAUAAAGUUGCACUUAAAUGCGGACGCGCACAUGAUAUGCAACGCACAAUCUUAUUGAUAGGUAUGCAGUAUUGCGCGUCCUCAUGACACGAUCUGACCAAUGCGGUCAAGCCUUUCAUACUGUACGCAACUCGGUAUUUAACUUAAUAGAUUAUUAACAGAUAAUUUGGCAUUUAUCCCAGGGGCCGCGGAACAGUUUUCAAAGUG